AGCUGCUGUAAAAUCAAUAUCUCCAUUAACCUUUGUGGCUCAGUGGUCACAGAUGGUGGUAGGGGUGACGGAGUCAGUUAUGAUACAGAUUCUCGUCUCGACUACACCGCUACUAGUUAGAGUAACGAUAAAUGCAGUGCGUUAUAUAACAGUGAAUGUGGGAUUUCUAGCGCACGGUUCCUAUCUGGUAGCGGACUGCGGCAAAACAUUCACAAGCAGUUCGGUAUCUAAGAACAGUUUUGAUUCAGAGACCGGUACCCCUAUUGUCACAGACAUGCCUCCCAAAGGGAAACAGAUUGAGCCAAGUUGGCGGAUAGAAGAUGUGAUUGCCGAUACAGUCGACACAUCACAAGACGUCGCUCGCAGUUUGAUCGAGAUGAUGGAAGAGGGAGCCACCAUACCCUUCAUUGCCAGAUAUCGUAAAGAGAGAACAGGAAGUAUGGAGGCCGAGAAACUACGAGAAGUCAGCAGCCUUCUCGAUGAUCUCAAGAAUGUAAUGUCCAAGAUGUCGUCUGUGUACAACAGCAUUGAGUCUGCGGGUAAGAUGAACCGAACUCUGGCUGCUGCAUUGAAAAGAUCCACCUCUCUCACUGAAGUAGAACACCUGUACGCCCCCUAUAAGCCGGGACACAAGGGGAGUCUUGCAGAGAGAGCUCGCAAACUUGGCCUGGAGGAACCAGCAUUACAGAUUCUAGACGGAAAGCAUGUUGAACUGGAGAAACUCGUCAGGCAAGGUGAAAAAGGUUUGGCUAAGCCACAUGACAUAGAGACCGGCAUCCAACACAUCCUGGCGGACAUCAUCUCAAAGGACAAAGAGGCCAUGGAUGAAGUCAAACGAUUGUGUGAGACCUCCAAUGUGAAGCUGGAGAGCAGCAGAAGUAAAACAAGCACCAAGAAGGAUGCUGAGGAGACAAAAUCUCGAGCCCCAGACGACAGCCACAAGUUCGAGCAGUACUUUGACUUUUCCUGCCCCGUCAAAUAUAUCAAGAGUCACCAAGUGCUUGCAUUAAAUCGGGGUGAAGACAAGAAGAUCCUCACUGUGCGCGUGACCAUCCCGGAUUAUGUGAAGAAUCGACUUAUAGGCAGCUACACCCACAAGUUUGUGAAGCACUGGUCAUCUCCGAGUGUGAAGACGCUGAUGUCGACCAGCAUCGCUGACGCCGUCAACAGACUCAUCCUGCCGCAGACCUGCAGACAUAUCAGGUCUGAGUUGACAAAGACAGCAGAGAAAGACUCCAUCCUUGUGUUUGCCUCGAACCUGAAGCGACUACUUCUGACUCCACCCGUCAGGGGAAAGACGGUCUUUGGGAUUGACCCCGGGUUCAAGAAUGGCUGCAAGACAGCAGUUGUCUCCCCUACAGGAGGAAUACAGACGACUCAGGUGUUCUACUUCCUGGAGUACAAGUCUAACAAGGCUGCCGAGAAGCAGAAGCUGGUCAACAUCGUUAAAACAUUCAGGUGUGAGAUGAUAGCAAUCGGGAAUGGUGUGGCAUGUCGACAGACGGAGCAGUAUGUCGCUGGCCUCAUCCAGGAGAAGGCGUUCGGGGAAAUGCAGGUCAUGUACUGCAUCGUAGACGAGAGUGGAGCAUCCAUCUACAGCGUGUCAGAUGAGGCCCAGCGAGAGUUACCUGACCUUGACCCAACUCUUAGAGGAGCAGUUUCCAUAGCAAGACGACUGCAAGAUCCCCUGGCAGAGUUGGUCAAAAUUGAACCCAAACAUAUUGGUGUGGGCAUGUAUCAGCAUGACAUCGCAGAGAGCAAGUUGAAGACAGCUCUAGAUUCGGUGGUGGAGGAGUGUGUCAGCUUCGUCGGCGUGGACAUCAACACUGGCAGCGAGUGUCUGCUCAGGAGGAUUGCAGGGCUGAAUGCAACCAAGGCAAAGAAGAUCCUGGAGUGGCGGGAAAAGAAUGGGGCGUUUGCCAGUCGGGAACAGCUGCUGGGCAUCAAGGGGCUGGGUCAGAAGGGGUACGAGCAGUGCGCUGGCUUCAUCCGAGUGCUGCACGACUUCAGUAUGCAGGGGGAGAGGCCAGACGAGGAUGCUGCAGUCGAAGCACCAGGCCCAUCAGGCAAAGGGAGAAAGAGGAAAGCUGGCUCAACCAAAGUGUCUGCCAAAAAGAAGAAAUCAGAAAUAGACUGUACCCCCAAUCCACUAGAUAUGACAUCCAUCCAUCCUGAGUCCUAUCACAUAGCAACAAGACUAAUGACAGACACUGGAGUUGAUCCCAAGAAUGUUGGGCAGGAAGAGUUUUGUGAGGAAAUAAGACGAUUCAGCAAACACAAAGGUGUUGAGGAGCUAGCCAGGACGUACAACACAGGAGCUCCCACCAUCACCCUCAUCACUGAUGCUCUCAGUCAGUCACUGACCUACGACAUCCGCGACGAGUAUGAUAAACCGCUAUUCAAGAAGGGUGUGAUUGCAAUGGAGGACCUCAAAGCUAAACAAACACUGACAGGCAGAGUGACAAAUGUGACUCAUUUCGGGGCAUUUGUGGAUGUAGGGGUGGGUCAUAAUGGACUGAUCCACACAAGUCAGAUGAGACAGGGCCUGGAGGGGAGACAGGGUGUGCAGCUUGGAGAUAACGUGAACGUGGAAGUCAUCAAUGUCGACCUCCAGAAGAAGAGACUUGGCUUGAAACUACUGGGUUUUACCAAGAAGUGAUGUGAUAAUUAUGUUGUCUUUGAUUGAUACAUGAAGAUGUACAAAUCGUUACCAAGUGUUUGUUUGUUUGUUUGGUUGUUGUUUAACGCCGCACUCAGCAAUAUUACAG
Molecule: messenger RNA, 2768 nt
Organism: Haliotis rufescens (red abalone)
Lineage: Eukaryota; Metazoa; Mollusca; Gastropoda; Lepetellida; Haliotidae
Product: S1 RNA-binding domain-containing protein 1-like
Exons: 18
Coding region: 53-2659 (868 amino acids)
Biological process (GO): translation; nucleobase-containing compound metabolic process
Molecular function (GO): structural constituent of ribosome; mRNA binding
Source: RefSeq, a predicted model, not a curated record